AUGUACUUUGUCGUGGAACAAUGGAAGAUUAUAAAUGUGAAGCCGUCGCAAUUAGGUCCGAGCUACCAGCAGAACAUCGAGGAGAUGCUGCGGAACCAGGUCGAGGGCCACUGUAGUUCGAAAUAUGGUUAUGUUGUAUGUGUCAUCCGUAUAAUUAAGAACGAAAUUGGCCGCGUCCAGGAUGGCACUGGCAUGAUCGUGGUGAACGUGAAAUACCAGGCCAUAGUUUUCAAGCCUUUUAACGAUGAGGUACUUGACGCUAUAGUGACGGACGUGAACAAACUCGGGUUUUUUGCUCAAGCUGGCCCUUUGAAGGCAUUCGUAUCGCGCACUGCCAUUCAACCGAGCUUUGUAUAUGACAACGAUGCCGCGAAUCCAUGCUACUCUGACGGCACGAUUAGCAUAAAGCCGCAAACGGAAGUUCGUAUGCGGAUUCAGGGUAUACGCUACGACAAUUCUAACAUGUUCGCCAUCGCCACGGUUAAUGCGGAUUACUUGGGAGCGCAAAUAGAGUUCUUUAAGCGUUUCUGUCGGGAAUUCUUGCUGGUAGGCACACCGUCGUGUAAGAUAAUAAGGCAUUUGUUGGGUCCUCACCUCAGUCCACAGUUGCCAAAGAGUGUAGACAAGAUGAUCGGUAGUACGCUUCCAAGUGAAGUAUUAGAUUCAAAGCUGCUAAAGGAUGACGGGGGGGAGGCGACUCUUCGCUCGAUUUUAUCAAACAUGCCCAGCGAUCGCAAGGGUGUGGUGAUGUUUUUAUUCCCUAGCAUCGAUACACCAUUCUGCACCGCACAGGCAUGCGAUUUCAGCUCAUCGACCGAAUCGUUUCACUCUCUUGGGUACCAAGUCUACGGUAUGACGCGAGUGUCAGGACGUUCUACCGAGGAUUGGGUGAAGAAGCAUAAACUAAACUUCACCGUCCUGAUGGAUCCGGAUUGGACCGUUAUUAAACACUUGAAGUGCACCUGGAUGCAUUUUUUGAUUAACAGGUCACAUGUGGUCAUUAGGCGUGAUGGCAAGAUUUUGGCACUGGAACGAAGUGUCCCGGCCGUUCAAUCUGCAUCAAGGGUGCUUGAAAUAAUCAAGACGCUGCCACCCAUUACUGAUUGA
Molecule: messenger RNA, 1107 nt
Organism: Babesia ovata
Lineage: Eukaryota; Apicomplexa; Aconoidasida; Piroplasmida; Babesiidae
Product: DNA-directed RNA polymerase
Exons: 4
Coding region: 1-1107 (368 amino acids)
Biological process (GO): DNA-templated transcription; transcription initiation at RNA polymerase II promoter; positive regulation of nuclear-transcribed mRNA poly(A) tail shortening
Cellular component (GO): RNA polymerase II, core complex; P-body
Molecular function (GO): single-stranded RNA binding; single-stranded DNA binding; translation initiation factor binding
Source: RefSeq, a predicted model, not a curated record